GUAAAUUUGGUGCGUGCCUGAAGGAGCAUCAGAUAUCUAAUGCAUUGAAAGCAUGAGAGCGAGGACGUUUCUGAGUGUUGCUCCCGUGUUUCUGAGCAUCUCCUGCGCUGCGCUGAAAAGCUGUGCGGAGAUCCAGUGUGAGGAAGACCAGAAAUGCUGCAGGUCUCAGAACAGCAGCCAACAGGACGUCCAAUGCUGUAAAGUGCACAGUUUUCUGGAUAACCUGGACUGGCUGGUGCGCAGACUGUCGGGUCUGCUGAUCCUGCUGCUGCUCUUCAUUGUGGGAUACUUCAUCCAGCGGGUGGUGUGUCCCCGUCCCAGACACCAGUCUCCAGAGGAGCCGUCUCUCCUGCACGGACACGCAUUAUCCCAGGACUCGCUCUCCGGGGGAUUCAGCUCUCCGGUUCUGCUGCUUCCUGCAUACGAGGAGGUGAAAAGUCUGCCCACGUAUGAGGAGAUCAUGAUGGAGAGCAAUGGAGACGCUCUGAACUUAAACACAAGGGCGCUGCAGACGUCGAGAAGAGCCAGAAACUCUCUGUAAACUCCUGCGUUUUAUAUAGUGUGUG
This is a messenger RNA of Danio aesculapii, 566 nucleotides long. RefSeq lists its product as uncharacterized. Lineage: Eukaryota; Metazoa; Chordata; Actinopteri; Cypriniformes; Danionidae. The coding region runs from base 53 to 541 and encodes 162 amino acids. The transcript has a single exon. The record is from RefSeq and is a predicted model, not a curated record.